AUGAAGACAAGGUUUCUUAGAGGGUGCCUUAACAAGUGCAAGAAAAUGGGAAGCAAAGUGAUACCUUGUACUACUGUGUCUGAUUCUUGCGACCAAUGUUACCUUAAAAAAUACACAAACUUGUGGCCUUCAUCUUCGAAUUCAUUGGAUAAGAGAUGCUCCAUUCCAAAUGAUGUUCCAAAGGGUCACUUGGUAGUGUAUGUUGGAGAAGAACACAAGAGAUUUGUGAUCAAAAUUGCAUUGCUUCACCAUCCACUCUUUAGGGCCUUGUUGGAUCAAGCUCAAGAAGAGUAUGAUUUCAUUGCGGAUUCCAAACUAUGCAUUCCUUGUGAUGAACACAUCUUCCUCAGUGUUCUUCGCUGUGCAAGUUCUCCACAGAAUGAUCGUGUGUGUUUCUGUCUUUAUCUCUGA
Molecule: messenger RNA, 411 nt
Organism: Arachis stenosperma
Lineage: Eukaryota; Viridiplantae; Streptophyta; Magnoliopsida; Fabales; Fabaceae
Product: auxin-responsive protein SAUR50-like
Exons: 1
Coding region: 1-411 (136 amino acids)
Biological process (GO): response to auxin
Source: RefSeq, a predicted model, not a curated record